UGCCGAUAUCAUUGAACUCGAUUAAUUGUGUCUAUUAAUGUGUGUUGUGUACUCAGUGUAGUCAGUGUAUUGUAGUGAACGCAUGCAGAGAGCUGGACCACCAUGCUACUGCGAGUUAUUGCUGUAGUUACUCUGUGCUUGUUGCACAAUGCUAACUGCCAGUUCGGUCCGAACAAGCAGAGCUUCGGCUACGUGGAUGUCCGCGAGGGAGCGCACAUGUUCUACUGGCUGUUCUACACGACGGCGGCGGCGGCGGCGGCGGAGCGCCCGCUCGUGGUGUGGCUGCAGGGCGGGCCCGGGGGCUCCUCCACCGAGUACGGCAACUUCGCGCUCAUCGGCCCGCUCGACAUGAGGCUGCAGCCCAGGAACUACACUUGGGUGAAUGACUUCAACGUUCUGUUCCUGGACAACCCUGUCGGCACCGGGUUCAGCUACGUCGAUGACUUGUCGUACUUGACUACUGACAAUCAGCAAAUUGGCGAUGACUUUGUUGCAUUCAUGCGUGGUUUCUACUUGAAGCAUCCCGAGUUCGAGUCUGUCCCUCUGUACAUCUACGGACAAUCUUACGGAGGGAAAAUGGCAGUUGACAUGGCUCUUAAAAUGAAAGAGGCAGAAGCUGCAGGAACAAUCAAAUCGAAUCUUAGAGGCAUUGGCAUGGGCAACGCGUGGAUCCACCCGAUAGACCUCACGAACGCCUGGGCUCCGUUGCUGCUGGCUACCGGCCUCUUGGACCAAGCAGGCCACGACCUCAUCAUGGAAGAAGCCAAGAAAACUGAACAAUUAUACAAGGAGGGGAAGUUUAAAGAAUCUACUGCACAGUGGUCUGAGACGCAGUUCGUGCUUCGGUCAUCCACAGGACCUCUGGACAUUUACAACAUCUUGACUAAGGAACCUCGGUUCGGCAUUGGGAACGGGGAGACGGACCCUGAGGAGCUGAUGAAUACGCAGGUGAAGCCGGCGCUCGGCAUCCCGGACCACGUGGUCUUCGGCAGCCAGGCGGGCGACGUCUUCGAGUACCUCGAAACUGACUACAUGAAUCCUGUCACCGACGGAAUUGAAAGACUCCUGAAUGAGACGGACAUCAUCGUGACCAAGUACAACGGCAACAUGGACCAGAUUUGUGGCACUGCAGGUCAGAUGCUGUGGGUGGAGCGCCUGCAGUGGGCCGGGGCUGCGCAGUUCCAGGCGGCCCCCCGCGAGCCCGUCUGGGUGAACGGCCGGUUGGAAGGAUACGUGCAGUCUCACGGCAACUUCCGGUUCUUCUACAUGAACGUGGCGGGACACAGUGUGCCAAAAGACAGCCCGGAAGGGAUGACGGCGAUUCUACGCGAUAUGACUUCGUUUGGUUAAAUAAAAAAAGAUUUAAUUUAAAA
Plutella xylostella (diamondback moth) is the source of this 1373-nucleotide messenger RNA. RefSeq names its product retinoid-inducible serine carboxypeptidase. The record is from RefSeq and is a predicted model, not a curated record. Gene Ontology annotation, molecular function: serine-type carboxypeptidase activity. Gene Ontology annotation, biological process: proteolysis. Lineage: Eukaryota; Metazoa; Arthropoda; Insecta; Lepidoptera; Plutellidae.